This is a messenger RNA of Acanthisitta chloris (rifleman), 717 nucleotides long. RefSeq names its product PDZ and LIM domain 7 (enigma) (gene PDLIM7). Gene Ontology annotation, molecular function: actin binding; muscle alpha-actinin binding. Gene Ontology annotation, biological process: heart development; muscle structure development; actin cytoskeleton organization. Gene Ontology annotation, cellular component: adherens junction; Z disc; filamentous actin. The annotation marks the transcript as partial. Lineage: Eukaryota; Metazoa; Chordata; Aves; Passeriformes; Acanthisittidae. The record is from RefSeq and is a predicted model, not a curated record. The transcript has 5 exons.
CCUGGCCCCACCAGCCGCCCACCCUGGGCCGUGGACCCCUCAUUCGCCGAGCGCUACGCGCCGGACAAAACGAGCACGGUGGUGAGCAAGCACAGCCAGCCGGCCAUGCCGACCCCCAUGCAGAACCGCAGCUCCAUCGUGCAGGCAGCCCAGCAAGCACCCGAGGGGCCUGGCCGCACACCCCUCUGCUACAAGUGCAACAAGGUCAUCAGGGGACGGUACCUGGUGGCGUUGGGACAUUAUUACCACCCCGAGGAGUUCACCUGCUGCCAGUGCAGGAAGGUGUUGGAUGAGGGUGGCUUCUUCGAGGAGAAAGGCUCCAUCUUCUGCCCCAAGUGCUACGACACGCGCUAUGCUCCCAGCUGUGCUAAGUGCAAGAAGAAGAUUACUGGGGAGGUCAUGCAUGCACUGAAGAUGACCUGGCAUGUGCAGUGCUUCACCUGCAACGCCUGCAAAACUCCCAUCCGCAACCGAGCCUUCUACAUGGAGGAGGGACAGCCCUACUGCGAGAGAGACUACGAGAAGAUGUUUGGCACCAAGUGCCGUGGCUGUGACUUCAAGAUCGACGCUGGGGACCGGUUCCUGGAGGCGCUGGGGUUCAGCUGGCAUGACACUUGCUUCGUCUGUGCGAUCUGCCAGACCAACCUGGAAGGGAAGACGUUCUACUCCAAGAAGGACAAGCCACUCUGCAAGAGCCAUGCUUUCUCCCACGUGUGA